This is a messenger RNA of Nothobranchius furzeri (turquoise killifish), 509 nucleotides long. The record is from RefSeq and is a predicted model, not a curated record. NCBI's taxonomy places the organism in Eukaryota, Metazoa, Chordata, Actinopteri, Cyprinodontiformes, Nothobranchiidae.
UUACGCAGAGAAAAACUUCAUUUUUCCUUUAAAACAUGGUGAAACUGUAUAUAUGUCUUGUUUUUAUAGGUUAUCUGGGGAUGAAGCUACUCAUCUGGUGUUUGCUGGUCAUUUUUCUCUGUUCGGGCACCAAGGAGAUGAUUGUGGAGAAAAACAGACCAUCACGAUGGCGGUCAUUUCGGAUGGAAAAAGGACAACACAUCAUUCAAAACUUCAAAAGGCAUUCAGAUGGAACAUUCACCAGCGACUUCACCAACCAUCUGGAUAAAAUCAAGGCCAAAUACUUUGUGGAGUGGCUGUCCAGCAUCAAACGAGAGGGGUGAGCUGCAAAGGAACAUUUAUGCCAAACACACACGUCUUUUACAGAUGCCAUGAUCAGUUCCUGCAAGCUGUGGCAGAAAGUCGACCAUGAUAGCACAAUACUUUGUGUCAUCUAGAAACAUAAACAUGAAUUAUUUUCUUUUUCAGGUGUUUUCAAACCAAAUGUAAUUAUUUAUUUACUAGUUAUU